Paramecium sonneborni is the source of this 1874-nucleotide messenger RNA. The record is from the annotation of a GenBank genome assembly. Lineage: Eukaryota; Ciliophora; Oligohymenophorea; Peniculida; Parameciidae.
AUGAAAUUAAAAGUAUACGUAGAAGAACUCGUCUUUUACAUCAAUGUUGGUUAAGGAUUAAAUAAUUUUGCAUGGUUAGCUCUUGCAGCUGCUAAACUAUAUUCUAAUAAAAAGAAUCCUGAUUCAAACUAUUUACCAUGCAAUUUAUUAACUAAAUUCCCUAAAGGAGAAAUAUUUACAACACCAUCACCCCGUGCUCAAAUUUUUGAAUAUAUUAAAGAUGAUGAAGAUGGAAAAGAAACCAUAAUAAAAGUGGAAAUUAGAAAAGGUUAAGGAUAUAUAAUGACUUAAGAAUAAGAAAGUAUUAUCUUUUACUUUCAAUUUAGAAUGGUAUGAUGAGGCCUUUGGAAAAAUGAGAAAUUAAUUCACUGUUUCCUUUGAACUAGAUCCGAUAAAUUUAAAAGGGGUACGUUAAGAACCUACUUAUAUUGUUCAAUAUGAAUACAGGAUGUUCCCAGAAGUUAUGCAUGAAUUCGAUCCCAAAAAUUAUCCAUCUAAAGAUAAAAUCAUUCUGAAAGAAAUCAAGUUCACUAUAUAUAUUAUUAUUUUAGAUAUGGAGAUAAUUUUAAAAGAUAUUAUGCAGAAAUCACACUCCCUUUUGGUUCUUUUACAUACUAAUUCUACGGAUAAGUUAUCACUGAAAAAGAGGGACAAGAACCUCAAUAAUCUAUUUACCCUUUAGAUAUGAAAAACUUUAAUUCAAACAUUCUCUUCAAACCUAAUCCUUAUUCUUAACAAGAUAUACAAAAAAAAAUAAUGGAAUAUGCUUAAUAAAAAGAAAAAGAUUUAUAAUUAUAACAACUUCAAAAACGAGAAGAUAGUUAAAAAAAUAAACAAUCUGCUGCAGAAGAGUGUCCAUAUAAAUUUGAGAAAUUAUGGACCAUCAUUUAAAAAAAUGCUGAGGGUAAUCUAGAACUUAAAGAUCUUGUAAAAUUAUAUCAUUUAUUAUAAGGAAGAAAAUUUCUACAAUAAAAUUGCAGCUUAUAUGGAUGACAAAUUACCUCUACUUUAUGAAGUCUUUCGUUAAUAUGCCAUACUCUAUAAUACAGAUCAUGCUAAAAAAGAUGAAAUUAGCAUAUCAUUCUAAGAUGUAAUGCAUUUCUUGAAAUUUGUAUAAUAUCUUAUAUACUAUAUUAGUAUGGAUUAGUUUAGGAUAGUUAAGAACUAUUUUCAUUUGUUGAAACCUAUGAUAAAUAAGGAUCGAAAUCAAAAGAUGUUAGAAAAAGCUUAGAAUUAUCUGUUAAAUUCCAAGAAUUCUUUGUAAUCAUUGUUGAAUUGGCAUAAUUUAAAAAAACCAAUAAUCUGAGCGAAGUUGAAUGUAUUUUUAAUAUUUAUUCAAAUCUAGCCUAAGAUCAACUUGUUAUGAAAAUUGUAGAUAAAAUUAUUGAAAUUAACUCAGAUGAAAAAGAGUUUAAUAAUUUCUAAUAACAUAUGAAGUACAAUGAAAUCUUAGUCAAUUUUAUAAGAGUAAAUUCCCAUAUUAUUAAAUUUAGGAAAUUUAAGAUUAAUUAUAGAAUAUUUUCAUUAAAAGAUUUAGUUAAGGUAAUGAUGAUAAUUCCGAUAUUAAAUUCCAUAUCAGAUAAGAAGAAAUAAAAUAACUCAUUUAAGAUUCUGGAUAUAAAGGUGAUAAUCUUGAUGGAAUUAUUAAGACAGCAUAUAAAGAAUUAUUUCAUGACGAAAAAUUUAACGGAUUUGAAGGAUUAUUUUAUUAUGAAUUCAUUUAAGUGAUGUAAUGGCUUGCAUUAGUUCUCAUACAAAAUGAUGAACGUAGUUAGUAAGAUGAAGCAGAAGAAGUAACUACUUUAGACUAAUUGCAAGAAUAAUUGAGAUAUUUCAUUUAAUGUAUUGAAAAGUGAAAUAAAUCCAUAUAUAUA